AUAUACACUGAUCAUCAGGGCACUGAUGAUCAGUGUAGCCCCAGCAGUGCCAGCUGUCAGUGCCCAUCAAUGCCAGCUGUCAGUGCUCAUCGUGCCACCUGCCAGUGCCCAUCAGUGCCACAUAUCAGUGCCCAUCUGAGCUGCCUCUCAGUGCCGCCUAUCAGUACGCGUGAGUGCCACCUGUCAGUGCCGCCUAUCAGUGCCAUAUAUGAGUGCUGCCUUUCAGUGCCCAUCAGUGAUGCCUGUCAAUGCCCAUCAGUGCCACCUACCACUGCCUCCUCAUCAGUGCCAAUCAGUGCCACCUAUCAGUGUCCAUUAGUGCAGCCUAUCAGUGCCCAUCACUGCAGCCUCAUUAAUGCACAUCAGUGAAGGAGAAAAAUCACUUAUUUGCAAAAUUUUAAAA
Messenger RNA from Staurois parvus, 403 nucleotides. Lineage: Eukaryota; Metazoa; Chordata; Amphibia; Anura; Ranidae. The record is from the annotation of a GenBank genome assembly.